Molecule: messenger RNA, 1518 nt
Organism: Vanrija pseudolonga
Lineage: Eukaryota; Fungi; Basidiomycota; Tremellomycetes; Trichosporonales; Trichosporonaceae
Gene: tsp-2
Product: putative tRNA-splicing endonuclease subunit tsp-2
Exons: 4
Coding region: 1-1518 (505 amino acids)
Biological process (GO): tRNA splicing, via endonucleolytic cleavage and ligation; tRNA-type intron splice site recognition and cleavage
Cellular component (GO): tRNA-intron endonuclease complex
Molecular function (GO): tRNA-intron lyase activity; nucleic acid binding
Source: RefSeq, a predicted model, not a curated record
AUGAGCGGCCCGAUCCCCACAGCAGUCCCACCACCGCCCGCGCCGGGGUUCCAGGCCAAGGGCGGGCGGAGCAAGUACGCGUCCAACCUCAAGAAAUACGGCACGCCGCUGCCGAUCCUGCUCCCAACGUCGCCGCUGCACCCUGCGUCCAAGGCCUCCUCGUCGUCGUCGUCGGCCGCGGCCCCCUCGCUGCUGUCUUCCUUCUCGUCAUCAACCAGUGCUGGCGCGUCGCGCGCGAUUGAAGUCCCAACCUGCAUCGGCGUCCUCGACCCCGCGAGCCAGUCGGUCUGGGUCACCAACCCGCGCGACAUGGCGACCCUCUUCAACCGCGGCUUCUUUGGCAAGGGCUCCCUCUCGCGCUCAGAGCCGAGCUGGCGCCAGCGCCGCGUCGAUAUCCUGCGCGGAGGCAACACGCUCGCCGCCGAGCAGGUGCGCGACCAGCGCCGCCGCGAGCGCAAGCAGUUCAAGAUUGACCGCGCGGCGGCGAUGCUCGAGGCGGCCAAGAAGGCCGAGGCGGUGCUGACAACCGGCGCGCUGCCUGCGACAGAGGCGGCUGACGGCGCAGCGGGUGACGCCGAGGCGAAGGAAGGUGGUGACGUCGACGCCGACGUCGCCGCACCCCCGUCGCCGACCGGCUCGACCCUCUCCCUCGCGACGACAGACUACUCGGCCGCGCUGCCGCCCGGCACGACAACGCUCAAUGCCCAGACCUUCCUCGUGCGCCCGGCGCGGCCCGACGCGAACCGUAACCGCGGCAACAAGCGGGGGUUCAAGCGGCGUCCCCCGCCGGCGCCGGGGUCGGCACCACCGGCCCCCCGGCCACCGCCCCCGCCCCCCGCCGAGUCGAGCGACUCUGAGCCGUCAGACGACGAGGCCGCGCUCGCUGUUGAAGAGUUUGAGCACCUUCAGCUCAGCUUUGAGGAGGCGUGGUUCUUGGCCUCUGCGCUGGGCGUGCUCAAGAUCCUCGACCCUGCUACGGACACCUACAUUCCCCCCACCGCCGUCCUCCCCCUCCUCCUCUCGCCGCCUAACCCGGCACUCUCCCUCGCGCCCCCCGCAGCGCUGUACCCCGACGACCCGCUGCUCGUCUCGUACGCCUGCUACCACCACUACCGCUCCCUCGGGUGGGUGGUCCGCUCGGGCAUCAAGUUCUGCGUCGACUGGCUGCUGUACCGCCGCGGACCCGUCUUCUCCCACUCGGCCUUCUCACUCCUCAUGGUCCCCGUGUACAUGGACGACGGGGACCGCGCCGCCAGCCCAUACGCUGAGACUGAUUGGUACACUGAGCGCAUGAGCUGGAAGUGGAUGAACACGAUCAUGCGUGUCAACUCUUUGGUCAUGAAGACCGUGAUCAUCACCUACAUCACCAUCCCGUCCAUUGCGUCGUUCCCCGCGAGGAUGCGCUUGCCGUCGGGCGGCCUCGACCCCCGCAAGCUUGACAUGAAGACGUUGAUGGGCAUGUACAGUGUGCGCGAGGUGUCUCUGACCCGCUUCGGACCAGCACGAAGGCGCGACUAG